This is a messenger RNA of Maniola jurtina (meadow brown), 1431 nucleotides long. RefSeq names its product zinc finger BED domain-containing protein 4-like. The coding region runs from base 1 to 1431 and encodes 476 amino acids. The record is from RefSeq and is a predicted model, not a curated record. Gene Ontology annotation, molecular function: protein dimerization activity. The transcript is spliced from 2 exons. NCBI's taxonomy places the organism in Eukaryota, Metazoa, Arthropoda, Insecta, Lepidoptera, Nymphalidae.
AUGCGUAUACAAGCCUUUGUACCGCGCAAUCAACGGCAAGGACCCCAGAACAAAGUCGUGGGCAGGAACCCGCAGACGAUGUGCAACCUCAGCCCUCGUCGUCCAGCUCCGAUGCUGCCUCAGCUUCUACGUCCACUGCUGCAAGUACCAUACCCAUAUACCGCGCUGCGCAACAGCUCAUUGAUAGAGUUUAAAGAUACGCACAGCAGUACGAAUAUUCAAGCUGCAUUGCUCGAAACGACCAACGAGUGGAAUUUAACAAAUAAAAUAAAUUUUAUUGUUAGUGACAACGCACCCAACGUCAAAAAAGCCAUAGCUGAUAUAGGGUGGAAGCAUUAUGGUUGCUAUGGCCAUACGUUGAACUUAAUAGUGCAAGAUGCCCUGAAUUCAGUCCAAGCUUCUUUGGACAAAGUUAAAACUAUAGUCCGUCAUUUUAAAACAAGUACAGCAGCGCUAGAAAAAUUAUUAAAAGCGCAAUCACAGGAAAAGCCGGACGUGACACCAAAGCGCUUGAUACAGGAAGUACCAACCCGGUGGAACUCUACAUUUGCUAUGUUACAGCGAUUUGUAGAACUGGAAAAUCAAAUAUGUGCCACUGUUGCAGUUCUUAAAAAAGAUUUACCAAUUUUAACUCUCGAGGAAUGGACAGUAUUUCACGAACUGUGCAAGGUUUUAAAACCUUUUGACGAAGCUACGAAAGCUAUGAGUGGUGAAGAUUAUAUGACAGCCAGUACCAUUAUAGUCAUGACACGCUGUCUUAAGGAAUCCUGUGACCAACUGCUCCUGGAAGGCUUUACUGUUACAACAAAUAAUAUAAUUACAGUACUUCGGACAGGCUUGGAUAAAAGAUUUGAAGGUGUUGAGAGAAGUGGCACGUUCUCGAUAUGUACAUUAUUAGACCCAAGGUACAAAACCAAUGUAUUCUCAGACACAAGUGAGGCAGCAAAAGCAAAGAAAGUGCUGGAGGAAAUACUGGCAACGGAUAUUAGGCGACGACAUGGAGAAAAACAACCACAACAAUCGACUUCAACCUCUGCAUCCGUCCCAGUAAGGGAUAAAUUUUCACCAUGGACGAUUUUAAACAAUAUUGUUGGGACGCAGCAGCAGCAAGUAGGCACACCUUUGUCGUGUGCCAUCAAAGAAGUGGACUCCUAUUUAAAAGAGGACAUAUUACCCACGUUCAAUGAAAAUGGGAAAUUUAACUGUCCAUUGCAAUGGUGGCAACUUAAACAGCACAUUUAUCCCAACCUUGCCAUUCUUCUACGCAAGUAUGGCAACAUAAUGGCAACGUCAGUUCCGUGCGAGAGGAUAUUUAGUAAGACAGGUCUCACGAUUAAUAACCGCCGCACACAAUUGAAGACAUACAAAGUUGCCCAAUUAACUUAUUUAAAUGUUAAUCUAGAUCCAAAAAGAUUUUUGAUAGAGUCAUAA